GCAAAACGAUUGAAGGAUUAAAGGCUACAAUUGGUCCUUAAUUAUGCUGAAAUUGCGAGAAACUCUCCCGAUUGAGGCUGCAUUUGGCUAUUUACGAAGCCGUGGUCACGAGCCAGUUCCGGUUCGUGGUUCGUGGCCAGGAGGGAAUAUGAAUAGGCUCUUGUAGCCGUGAGGCUGAUUUUUAUUGGUUUUUCUUUGAUUUGGAUUAAAGUAAUUUAACGGUUGGAAUAAGUUUUAAAAAUUUUCAAUUUGAAUUGGAUUGGAUCAGGCUGUGGGACUAAAUCAUUAAUUACAAUUUAGCUGAAGUUUAAUAGGGAGAAGAUCCAGUUUAAAUUGAUCUUUGACCGUUUAGGACCCAAACUGGUCUUGGUCAUGUCUAUGUUUGUAACCCAAUUGAUGGGCGGGUACUCAGAGGCCCAUUAGCAGUAACGGCUCAGGUCCUCCCUUUCCAAAACCUUCUCUGUUAAUAUGGAAAUUCAUUCAAAGCCAUGUCUGUUAUUGAUUAUCUCAGGUCGCUUGCUGAGUUUUAAAUCCCAACUCCAGUCUCCAAUUCUCUCAGAUUUUUCUGUCAGAUCGUUCAGAUAUCCUACUCAAAUACUUGGAAUACGUAUACGUGCGCCUACUAAAGUAGGGUGCGAAUGGAGAGCUUACCUACAACGACGAAAUCAGAGAGGAGAUGGAGAUCGAAGCCUCUGCAGAGCUCGAAACCCUCUCUAGUCUUGGCCUUCUUCUCUUGCGUGGCUUGGCUCUACGUUGCCGGACGAUUGUGGCAAGAUGCGGAGAACAGAACAUUGCUAUCUAAUCUUCUUAAGAUGAAUGCAGCCCAGAGACCCAAGGUUCUUACUGUUGAAGAUAAGCUGGCUGUCCUACAAUGCAAAGAUCUGGAGAGGAGGAUUGUGGAGGCAGAGAUGGAAUUGACCUUGGCAAAGAGUCAAGGCUACCUCAAGAACCGGUUACCACAAAGUGGGUCUUCUUCAGAUCGAAAGCUUCUUGCAGUUAUUGGAGUAUACACUGGAUUUGGUAGUCGCUUAAAGCGAAAUUUGUUUAGAGGGUCAUGGAUGCCUAGAGGUGAUGCCUUGAAAAAACUUGAGGAAAGAGGAGUAGUGAUACGUUUUGUGAUUGGUCGGAGUGCUAAUCGAGGUGAUAGCUUAGAUCGUAAUAUUGAUGGUGAAAAUAGCUCGACAAAGGAUUUCUUGAUUCUUGAGGAUCAUGAGGAGGCGCAAGAAGAAUUGCCAAAGAAAGCAAAAUUCUUCUUUAGCACUGCAGCACAAAAUUGGGAUGCAGAAUUCUAUGUGAAAGUUGAUGACAACAUAAAUCUUGAUCUUGAGGGGUUAAUUGGAAUCCUUGAACACCGUCGUGGUCAAGAUAGCUCUUAUAUGGGGUGCAUGAAGUCAGGAGAUGUGAUAACUGAAGAGGGAAGGCAAUGGUAUGAACCUGAAUGGUGGAAAUUUGGGGAUGAGAAAUGUUAUUUCCGACAUGCAGCUGGUGCACUUAUAAUUCUUUCCAAAAAUUUGGCGCAGUAUAUUAACAUAAACAGUGCAUCUCUAAAGAAUUAUGCUCAUGAUGAUGUAUCUGUUGGGUCUUGGAUGAUGGGUCUUCAAGCAACCUAUAUAGAUGAUAAUCGUUUUUGUUGCAGUAGCAUAAAACAAGAUAAAGUGUGUUCUCUAGCAUGAUCAGAAAAUAGAAGGGCUUAUCUUUUAUCAUGAUUCACAUCCUCCCUUGUUUCAUGGGACUCUGGACAUUCAUAGAGAUGCAGUAGAUAUAUUCAUUGAGUUCACAGUGGAUGGUAUGGAUCUGUUCAUUGCAUCCUCUUCUAGUCAGGAUCCGAGAUGCAUUGACUAGAUGAUUCUUUUUAGAUGCAGAGAUUGGCUGCAAUUCUUUUAGGAUGAACACAGGCUAACAACAUUAUGAACAAGUGCACCAACUUUUGGCAUACAAAUGCUCUAAUAUGACUUCUUGUGAUGGUUAUGUAAUCUGCAGGACAUCUUCUUCUCUACAUGUGAUCAUGUUUUCCUGUAUAUUAUUAUUUUCUCAAGUUGGUAAUGAUAAUUAGAUCUUUGUGAA
Hevea brasiliensis (rubber tree) is the source of this 2064-nucleotide messenger RNA. Its product is annotated as hydroxyproline O-galactosyltransferase HPGT3. Gene Ontology annotation, molecular function: hexosyltransferase activity. Lineage: Eukaryota; Viridiplantae; Streptophyta; Magnoliopsida; Malpighiales; Euphorbiaceae. Gene Ontology annotation, cellular component: Golgi membrane. Bases 639 to 1673 code for a protein of 344 amino acids. The record is from RefSeq and is a predicted model, not a curated record. The transcript is spliced from 12 exons.